Rosa rugosa (rugosa rose) is the source of this 3354-nucleotide messenger RNA. Its product is annotated as disease resistance RPP13-like protein 4. NCBI's taxonomy places the organism in Eukaryota, Viridiplantae, Streptophyta, Magnoliopsida, Rosales, Rosaceae. Gene Ontology annotation, biological process: defense response to other organism. Bases 419 to 2266 code for a protein of 615 amino acids. The transcript has 3 exons. The record is from RefSeq and is a predicted model, not a curated record.
UCAAAAAGCAGCCAAAAGAGCUUGGCUCGCCAACAAGAAAAGGAAAAGAUAAAAGAGUAUUCUUACGCAUAAAGAGAUCUGAGCAGGGCCAAUUUUUAGGAAUUGAAAAUCAUUAGAGAAAUCAGGAGGGACUGUGCAUUAUCAGUCAGGACUCGAGAUAUUCAAUCAGGAGGGACUGUGCAUUCCAAUCAGUCAGGAUUCAGGAUUCAGGAAUUUUAAAGUGGAGGAUUAAAAGGGAUCAAAGAGCAACGCAGAGGUUGACAAAAAAAAAAAAAAGCAAAACAGAAGAGACUCAUCAGAGUUGAGAACUCAGAUCGACAAACGAGAAGGAGACUGACGCUUUGCGGUUGCGGCCAUGAAAGUGAUCUUUAGCUCCAGAGCUCAGUCUACUACACAUUUUCAGUAAUUGUAUGUUAAAAUGAUGACAUCCAUAAAUCCAGAGAAAUUCCUGCCCAAGUUGCUGGAACUUCUGAGCAAAGCCAAGGCUGUAGCAGGAACAGAGGGUGAAGCAGUUCUACGCUUUGAAAAUAUUAAAGAGCAGCUUGAUGAAGUGAUCAAUGAUGGUUUGCUACCCAAAGUCAAGCUUUUGGAUCAAACUCUGUUGAGGCAAUUCACUUCCUUAGAACGCCGCCUUGGCAAGAUUAUAGUGGAAGCUAAGACUACUUACAGCACGGUUGAGGCAAUCAACGAAGCACUAAAUUUCAUGGAUAAAGAUGUCAAACAGAUAAAAGACUUGAUGCAUCUAGGGAAGCCAAUGCUUCGCCCUGAUCCCAUUCCAGAGCCUCAGGCGAAAUGGAUUCCGGUUUUUCAGUUGUAUUCAGCCAAAAAAAUGUCGGAAGAGUGGUCACAGCUGGGUCUGCAGGAUAGGUUUCAUGACAGUUCCGCUAUGACCAAUAUGCGGAGGACGUAUGAAAAUCUUGAGAGCUUAGAAUUGAAGUUGUGCUUGCUCUCUUUCUCUGUCUUCCCAGAGGGUGCUGUGGUAAAGAAGAGGCCGUUAAUUUACUGGUGGAUUGGUGAGGGCUUCAUCAGAAGUACCCAACAGAAGACAGCAGAAGAGGUAGGUGAAGAGAUCUUUCAAAAUCUUGUGAUGAGAAAGGGCUUGAAUGUUCAACCACAUUUGAAGGCAUCAUCAUCCAGUACAGUUCUAGUGAAUAGUUGUACAAUUCACCCUUGGAUUCGUCGCAUGCUGAUCUCCUUGGCCAGCGAGGCUAAGCUUUUCCACUUUGAUUCAAGCUGGUCAAGGAUGCCAUCUUAUGAUUCAUCUUGUAGGCAUGUAUGCUUAGUGUUUGGUAACCCAAUUCCUCAGGGAAAUGAUGGUCCGAAAGUGGAUGAUUUGUUGACACUCUUCAAUGUAAGUGAGCAGUAUCUCGGUAUGAAAAAAGAAUGGCUUAAUAAAUUGAAGAAGGUUAAGGUUCUUCAGCUUGGACGGUGGCAAAGCUCGGCUAAUUAUCACAUUGAAGUGGAAGAUGAAACAUCUCUAAAAGGAUUGGGGAGUCAGAAGCACUUAAAAUAUCUUAGCCUUCGAGGAAUAUCAAGAGUUUCUCAACUCUCUCCUUCUAUCCUUAAUCUUGUCAGCCUUCAAAUUCUGGAUCUGAGAGCAUGUCACAACUUAGAGACAUUGCCUUCGGAUAUCUCAUCAUUGAGAAAACUCACACAUUUGGAUUUAUCAGAGUGUUACUUGCUAGAAGGCAUGCCGAAAGGGAUUGAGAAACUCUCUUCCCUGCAAGUGCUCAAAGGUUUUCUCAUAGGAUCUUCCCAAAAAACUCCCUGCAGACUCGGUGAUCUUGCCAAGUUGACGAAUCUCAAGCGGCUCAGUAUACACAUGGGUAAUGAAGCUGUAGUUCAAGAAGGGGAGUUCAAGAAGUUGGAGGAAAUGUUGUCUCUUCGCCGCCUCAAAAUAUCGUGGGGAGUAGUGAGAAACUUGUUAAAAGAAAAAAUCAUUGAGGAAUCCUUGAAAUUUUCAUUUCCACCAGAUUUAGAAAAAUUGGAUCUUCAAGGCAUCCCUAUUGAACGUGUACCACAGUGGUUGAAUCCGAGCCAGCUCAAAAAUUUAAAGAAGCUGUAUAUAAAGGGUGGGAAACUUGUUAGCUUGGAUCAUGGAAAGAGUGAUAGAUGGAUGGUUGAAAACUUGCGUCUCAAGUACCUGGCAGAGUUGGACAUUGACUUGCCGAGGUUGAAGGAAUUGUUUCCUCAUCUGCAGCACUUGGAGAAAAUCAAGUGUCAUGAGAUUGAAAAGGACGUAUACGAUGACGAUAUUGUUUUUUGACCAGAAAAAGAAAUUGUUUAAUUCAAGUGUAGUUGCCCAAAUAUAUUUCUUCAUCUCUGAAGAACUCUAUGCUUUUGCCGUCUGUCAUGAGAAGCACCGGUGCAAGACCAAGCUUGUUCACUCUCUAGUCAAUGCAAAGUUGUUGGCAGCUGUGAGCCUGUGAGCCUGAAUGGAUAGUAGAUAUUGGUGGCGUAUAAAAUUGAGGUUUUAUCCAUUUUUUAUGAAAAUAUCAAUUUACUCGAUGCCAAAUGUUUCUUCAAAAAGUGAGGGAUAAACUCUCACUUCAUCACCAUCAUAUCUUCCUGUUCUUCUAUCCGCUUCAUACAUAUCUUCAGAGAAGCUAACUUCGUGGCAGAGCAUUGCAAAUUUCGACCUUGGAGACCGUUUUUCUGCUAUUUGGCAUCAUUGCUUGCCCCUCUGUGUCCCAAGCAUUCUUUCUGGAUCAGCUUGGCAAGGGUGUUGUCCGCAGUCUCUCUUUGUAGUCUGUUUUCUUGUUUUGUUUCUUCAUCAAAAAAAAAAAAAAAUUGUUUCUUAAAAAAGUGAUUAUAGCCAAUGGCUGCUGGAAUGUUAUUAAGUUAUCCACUGUCCUUGAUCAUGACACUGUGAAUGCUAUUAUUGGAAUUCCACUUCCUUCGACUGAUAUUAUGGACAAGUUUGUUUGAGGGACUGCAGCUAAUGCCAGAUUCUCUAUUAAAUCUGCUACUUGGUUGCAGUGUCAUUCUACUACUGAUCAAUCAAUUAAGAAAGUUAUGAAUUUUGUUUGGAAGUUGAACAUUCCCCCUAAAGCCAAGAUCUUUGCUUGGCUUUUAGCUAGGGAAAGACUGAAAACAAGGGCAAGAAUUGCUCGUUAUUCUAAUGAUAUUGCCUAAUUGUGCUCUCUGCAAUUCUGCGGUGGAAGAUAUAAACCAUAUUUUCUUCUCCUGCCCCUUUGCUAUGCAUGUUUGGAAUUUAAAAGGUUCUGACACAUGAUUUUCACUCUUUUGAAGAUUGGUUGCUUCCCUGGUUCAGGAAGGAAACUAAAAAAUCCAGUACUGAGAACCGUAUCCUUCUUUGCUGGAAAAUCUGGGAAGCUCGAAAUAACCUCGUCU